CUUUUUGAGAAAGUGCUCAGACUUUUGGAAAUAGAGGAGGAGGGUGAACCAAACGGAGCCGGGGUUGAAGGGUCCUGGGGGCAGCAUCACUUUCCAAAGUUUGUCUCGGUAAUUUCCUGGAGUCUCCAAACCUCCAACCGGCCUGCUUUGUUUACAUUUUGUGGCCCAGGCGUGUAUGCGUUUUCUCGGUGUCUUUACGCUACGAUCCGCUCCAGCUCUCCUGGCUGGUGUUUAGAGACUCGGUCCAGUAAAUAUAAUGUUACCGAGCCAAGUCGGAUCGGCACCAUCUGGAAACGGCUCAGCUUCAGGCAGGGGUACCACAGGACACGGUUCGGGGGUUGUCGGCGGCGGGAUUCGUCCCGUUUUGGUCAGAGCAGGGCAAGCUUUACCUGGGGUCUGCGAGAGUGUUGCCGGUGCUGCGGGGCGACCGGGGGACAGAGACGCCGUCGGGAUGCUGGGUGCUAACGGUCCGGGGGGUCCGAGAGGGGCCAGACCCGGGAACGGGACCGGUGUGAAUCCUCUACAGACCGCCGUCCAAGGCAACAUGGUGGGGCUGAACGCGGGAGUUGUGUUGCCUCACGGAGCCCGGUUCGACCCGGAGCGGGAGAGCGCUCCUUUGUGCAGCGGCUCGGAUAAUGACUCGGACUCCGGGGAUGAUGACGACCCAGUGGGUUCACUCGGGGACAGCAGGAGAGGGGUGAAGCGGGAGAGAGGGGAGAUGGAGGCGGCGGUGGCGGGGCAGGAGGUGGGAGUAGCUCCCGGAGGUUACGGCAUGGUGCCCGGAGGGGUCGCCGGGGCAAAGCCGGGGAAGAAGACACGUGGGCGCGUAAAGAUAAAGAUGGAAUUUAUUGACAACAAGUUGAGACGGUACACCACCUUCAGCAAGAGGAAGACGGGCAUUAUGAAAAAGGCGUAUGAACUCUCCACCCUGACGGGGACCCAGGUGCUGCUGCUUGUGGCCAGUGAAACGGGUCACGUCUAUACUUUUGCCACCCGCAAACUCCAGCCCAUGAUCACCAGUGAAACGGGCAAAGCCCUGAUCCAGACAUGCCUCAACUCACCAGACUCGCCGCCCCGCUCUGACCCCUCCACAGAUCAGCGUAUGAGUGCCACGGGCUUCGAGGAGACGGACCUCACCUACCAGGUGUCUGAGUCGGAGAGCAUGGGUGACACAAAGGACACACUGAAGCCGACGUUCACGGUAGCCAGCCUGCCAGGCACUACCAGCAGCGCCCAGUCCACAGUACCCACCACCUCCACCACCAUGCAGGUGAGCAGCGGGCCUUCGUUUCCCAUCACCAACUACCUGGCCCCUGUCUCGGCCAACAGCAACGUCAACGCCAAUGGGACUGUCCUCAAGACCGCGGGCGCCUCCACGGGGGUCAUGCAGCUGCCCAGUGGCUUCACUUUCAUGCCCGGUGCAGGCGUUCCCCAGCAGCUCCAGGCUAUCCAGGUCCAUCCUAACACUCAGUCCACCUCCAACAGUGACAGCAGCCCUGAGAUCUCCCACACCUCCACAAACUCCACUGCAACGGUAAGUCUCCCAGCAACCAUUGUCACUUCAUCAGUGCCAACGUCCGUGGCAGGUCACAUGAUGUACCCCAGCCCCCACACGGUGAUGUACGCCUCCACGCCAACGCUGGCUGACGGUGGGCUGGCCGUGCUCAACGCCUUCUCCCAGGGAACCUCGGCCAUGCAGGUGUCCCACGCACAAACCCAGGACACUGGUGCUGUCCCUCAGGUGUUCCUCACAGCACCUCCAGGCACGGUGCAGAUCCCCGUCUCAGCAGUGCAGCUACACCCAGUACGGCAAGAUCUGCAUUUUACAAAUGGUGAUUGGCCAACAGUCGAGCGGCAGCAGCAGUAAUCUGACGGAGCUCCAGGUGGUGAACCUGGACGCGGCACAGAACUCGAAGAGCGACUGACAGACGGCUGGAGCUGUGUAACACGGCAGACCCAGAGACAAACUGACUGACUGACAUCUCUAUUUAUUGAUGCCUUCCUACAGAGUUUCACAUCACACUUCUGAAUGUGACUUUAAAGUACAUAUAUAUACACACAAUCAAGGGCAUACGUGUGGCAGACCCUUAUACGGUAUGUUUUGGUAUAUAAAUAUAUAUAUAUAUAUUCGCAAAUGCAUAGGAGAUAUAUCACUAUAUCCAUCAUUGGAACCUAUUUUCUAUGCCAUUAGAUGGUGUUUUUUUGCGUGUGUGUUUUUUGAAAAUGUGUAAUUACAUGUACACACACACUGCAAGGUGCCACAGCUUCACACCAGCCAAAGAGACAUUUGUUUGUCUGAAUGUUCCAGUGUGAGCAAUUUGUGCACAAGUGUGUCUGUGUCUGUGUGUGUGUGUGUGCGUGCAUAUCUGGGGUUUAUAAAUGGGCGGGGAGUCGCUUAUUGACCUACAAAAAGAAAAGGAAAAAAAAGACAUUUGGAAAUGUACAUAAUUUUCUUUUUUUUUUAAAUUGAAAACUUGUAUUUUUAGCCUGGUUCAGUUUGUGCAACGGCAUGUAGUUGUUUUUUACGUAGUGGUUUUUGUAUGUACAUGGAAAAUGAUUUGCAUAAAGAAAAUGAAUUUACAUGUAUAUGUAAAUUAAUUUAAUAUCCCAUCAUAUGUUGAUAUACUGUCAUGCUUUUGGGAGUUCUCACUACAAGAUGGAGAAAGAACGCUGGAUGUUUUUCUGCAUUUUUUUUUUUUUUUUUUUUUUUGAUUGUGACAUUUGCAAGACUGUCCCUCCAUUAGAAAUCAGUAGCUGGGUCGUGAAACAUUCUAUUUUGAUUUACUGUAAACGUAUUGUUUUGAUGGGAUGGUCAUUUGGCCCUACGACAGGUCUGCAUUUUAAAUUUCCUUAUGAGCACUUUUGGCAUUUGUUAAAGUCUGAUGGAAACAU
Acanthochromis polyacanthus (spiny chromis) is the source of this 2892-nucleotide messenger RNA. RefSeq names its product serum response factor b (gene srfb). Gene Ontology annotation, molecular function: protein dimerization activity; DNA-binding transcription factor activity, RNA polymerase II-specific; serum response element binding. Gene Ontology annotation, biological process: positive regulation of transcription by RNA polymerase II. Lineage: Eukaryota; Metazoa; Chordata; Actinopteri; Pomacentridae. The transcript has 7 exons. The coding region runs from base 257 to 1867 and encodes 536 amino acids. The record is from RefSeq and is a predicted model, not a curated record.